AGCUUCCAACUCGUUUGCUCUGCCUCAAUUCCUGAGAACAAUAUUUUGAUUACUGACAUACACCGCUCGCUCAUAAAUUUUCCAAUUGAGCUUUACCUUCAUAUAGUAUCGCACAGCGAUAGAUUCCUGUCGGGCGACCUGAGCUUACGAUGGCUCUGCGGCGCACCAUUGCCCUGCCGCGAAUGCUGCGGUCAGCGGCUCGCAUUCCCAUGGGAAUCAGCGGAGAACACAGGCGUGGCCUUGCAACAGCUGUGCCGCCGGUUACUCAAGAUGCCACAGGGUCUAAAGGGCCGACCGCGAUGGUGUUCCUGAACAUGGGAGGUCCUUCGACGACGGCUGAGGUCGAAGAUUUUCUAAGCAGACUGUUUGCCGACGGCGACUUGAUUCCCCUUGGUCGUCUCCAAAACUAUCUAGGUCCGCUCAUUGCGAAGAGGAGAACGCCAAAGAUCCAAAGACAGUAUGCGGAUAUCGGAGGAGGUUCGCCUAUCAGAAAAUGGUCAGAGUACCAAUGCGCAGAGAUGUGUAAAUUGCUGGACCAGCUCAGCCCCGAGUCUGCCCCGCACAAGCCGUACGUCGCAUUCCGUUACGCUGCGCCUUUGACGGAGGAAAUGUACGCGCAGCUGCUAGCAGACGGCUUCGGCAAUGGGAAAGGUGGCCGUGCUGUUGCAUUCACGCAAUAUCCGCAGUACUCGUGUUCUACAACGGGUAGUUCAUUGAAUGAGCUGUGGAAGUGGAGGACCCGACUGGAAGGAAAGCGCGCAAAUUGCGACGUGGAUGCGACAGGAACUAUCCAGUGGAGUGUCAUUGACCGCUGGCCUACACACCCGGGUCUUAUCGAAGCGUUCGCAAGAAAUAUUGAAGACCAACUGAAGACGUACCCCGAGGAAAAGAGGAACAGUGUGGUGUUAUUGUUCUCGGCUCACAGUUUGCCUAUGAGUGUGGUCAACAGAGGUGAUCCGUAUCCAGCAGAGGUUGCCGCAACCGUUCACGCAGUAAUGCAAAGACUGAACUUCAGCAACCCGUAUCGAUUAUGCUGGCAGUCUCAGGUUGGACCGUCUGCUUGGCUCGGCGCUCAGACCAGCGAUACAGUCCAGGAAUAUGUUAAGAGGGGACAAACUGAUCUUGUCCUUGUUCCAAUUGCAUUCACUAGCGACCACAUUGAGACCCUGUACGAGCUGGAUCUGGAAGUGAUGGAAGAAGCCAACCACCCAGGAGUCAAGCGCGCCGAGAGCUUGAACGGGAACCCGAUUUUCAUCCAGGCCCUCGCGGACUUGGCCCACGACCACUUGCGCAAAGGAGAAUUAUGUUCUCUUCAGAUGACCCUCCGCUGCCAGGGCUGCAAGAGCGAAAGAUGUUUGGAACAAAAGAAGUUUUUUGCUGGUCAAAAAUAUGCUUCUCUUGUACAAUAG
Messenger RNA from Aspergillus nidulans FGSC A4, 1409 nucleotides. RefSeq names its product ferrochelatase HEM15. Gene Ontology annotation, molecular function: 2 iron, 2 sulfur cluster binding; protoporphyrin ferrochelatase activity. The transcript has 3 exons. Lineage: Eukaryota; Fungi; Ascomycota; Eurotiomycetes; Eurotiales; Aspergillaceae. Gene Ontology annotation, cellular component: mitochondrial inner membrane. The record is from RefSeq and is a predicted model, not a curated record. Gene Ontology annotation, biological process: heme biosynthetic process. Bases 150 to 1409 code for a protein of 419 amino acids.